Molecule: messenger RNA, 1077 nt
Organism: Ylistrum balloti
Lineage: Eukaryota; Metazoa; Mollusca; Bivalvia; Pectinida; Pectinidae
Product: hairy/enhancer-of-split related with YRPW motif protein-like
Exons: 4
Coding region: 1-1077 (358 amino acids)
Biological process (GO): anterior/posterior pattern specification; regulation of transcription by RNA polymerase II; regulation of neurogenesis
Cellular component (GO): nucleus
Molecular function (GO): protein dimerization activity; RNA polymerase II cis-regulatory region sequence-specific DNA binding; DNA-binding transcription factor activity, RNA polymerase II-specific
Source: RefSeq, a predicted model, not a curated record
AUGGAUUCCACCGAUUCAGAAGGACAUGAAGCAAUACAAGAAAAGAUAAAGGUUCCCAAGCAUUUGAUUGAAAAGAAAAGACGUGCCAGGAUCAAUAAUUGUCUCGGAGAACUGAAAAAGCUUGUCAUUGAAAAGAAUUUCCUAAAGGGGCAGAGGAGUUCGAAGUUGGAGAAAGCCGAUAUUCUAGAGCUUACCGUGGAAUACCUCAAAAGGAAAGCAAAACUGCCGUAUCCUGUAAGGGAGACUACGGACACCAGCGAACUUCAAACCAAACUCUACGAAAGAGGGUACAGAGAAUGUCUUAACCAAGUUUCCCGCCACCUCAAAAGUAUGGAAAUUGAACAAUCUGUCGGCAAUGCUUUACUCGCGGAAUUGGAAACUAUGGCACAAAAAACAAUAGCAAUGGAUAGUAAAAAGACGGGAAAACACCUGGAGUUGGCGAAUUCUGGUGGAAAAUCACGUACAGGUUCUCAAUGUAAAUCAUCAUUACCGGAUGUUUCGUAUCCUUCUUUGGAUAGUGUUGCUACAGAAGAAGAACCUAAAUCAAACCAAAAGGCAAAUGGAACAGCGGAACACAUCCGGGUUUCUCCGAAAACCAAUCAAGAAUUAAAUCAAGAGCGCAAACGACAAAUAGAAUCUUCAAACACUUUCAAUUCGAUAAAUUUGGAACGAAAUAAAAUGAGCAUGUUUUCUUCUUCGGCUAAAAUGACAACGGAGCAAACAUCAGGAGUUCAUGUCGGCUCGGACAACGUAUCGCCAAUGUAUCCCGUGAUGAGUAGUUUACAGAGUGUGACGGUGCUUGUUCCUUGUCAAGUUCUCACCUCUUCGAUAGCACCUGUCAACAUGAGUCAGUAUCAGCCGUCAGGCCACAGUUGUGAACACCCUCAGAUAGGAGGGUCUCUCAUUAAUCACCAAGGUUACUCUAACGUUUUAGAUACAAAUCCAAGUUAUAUCAGAUUUGAUACAGUCAAGAAUGUUUUAAAUGCUAACUCUAGAGAUACUUUGGGAUCCACAGCAGUAAGUGGUUAUCCUAAACAGGGUGAAUACGGAUGCCUGUCUCCAUGGAGGCCUUGGUGA